Molecule: messenger RNA, 258 nt
Organism: Eimeria tenella
Lineage: Eukaryota; Apicomplexa; Conoidasida; Eucoccidiorida; Eimeriidae
Exons: 2
Coding region: 1-258 (85 amino acids)
Source: RefSeq, a predicted model, not a curated record
AUGCCAGCAGUGGCGACUCCGCGGGUGUUUCAGAGCCUCCUGGAAAGUGGAAAGCAGCUCGGAAUUCCCCUCCGCCAGGGCAUUGCGCUGACCAAUGGUCUUUUCUACGGCCACGGCAAAGAACACAUCGAGAACUUGACCAAUUGGAGCAAAGGUUUACCAGCUAACGAAGUAGUCUGCGAGAGCAAUGCUAGAAGUGAAGACCCCAGCGCCAAGUCCGUACUGAGUGUCGUUUGCCCUUUGGAUCUGAAAAGAUGA